Prorocentrum cordatum is the source of this 2296-nucleotide messenger RNA. Lineage: Eukaryota; Dinophyceae; Prorocentrales; Prorocentraceae. The record is from the annotation of a GenBank genome assembly.
AGCCUUGCCCCGCGCAGCCGCCGAUAGAGAGCAGGCGGCCGCCCGCGCACGCACGCCGGCGGCCUUCGCCGUGCGGAGGGGCCGUCGGUGCGGCGGGGCUGCUCGGGAGGGAGAGUUCCUGGCUCCUCGCUCCGUGGCUCCCCGCCCAGUGCCUCCGCCGCAGACGACCGGAGGAGUCAUGUCGGGGCCACGAGUCAGGAUCGGCGGCUACAGCGCGAUGUGGGGCGACAUCCAGCUCCCACAGUACCAGCUCAUCCGGAGCGGGGACUGUGAUUAUCUCAUCGGAGACUACCUUGCCGAGCUGACGAUGGCAAUCCUCGCACGGCAGAAACAGAAGGAUCCUAAGAUGGGGUAUGCGACGGCAAUUGUCGAUAUGGUGCGCACGCACAUCAAGUCUCUGCAUGAAAAAAAGAUAAGGGUAGUCGUGAAUGCUGGCGGCAUGAAUCCUCUUGGGUGCCGGGACGCACUUAAGGCCGUGUGCGCAAAGGCCAAUAUAGAUUUGAAGAUUGGAGCCGUGUUCGGAGACGACGUUAUGGACAAGGUGGAGGGGCUACGUAAGGGCGGUUGCCGAGAGAUGUAUACGAAUGAAGCAUUCCCGGACACGCCAUUCACAAGCGCAAACGCAUAUUUCGGUGCAGUUCCCAUCGCGGCUGCCCUGAAGGAAGGCGCCGAUAUUGUGGUCACUGGGCGUGUCGUUGACAGCGCUCUGGUGCUUGGCAUCCUCAUGCACGAGUUCGGCUGGAGAACGGACGAGUACGACAAGCUGUGCAUGGGCACUGCCGCUGGACACCUGAUAGAGUGCUCCGCGCAGUGCACUGGCGGGUUGUUUACGGACUACCAGGAUGAGAAGUGGGACAACAUGGGGUACCCAAUCGUGGAGGCCUAUCCCGAUGGGACAUUUACGCUCACGAAGCCCCCGAACACGGACGGGCUCGUGAGUUUUGGAUCUGUGGCAGAGCAGCUCUGCUACGAGAUCCAGGAUCCUGGGGCAUACCAUGUGCCCGACGUGGCCUGCGAUUUCACGUCCAUCAAGAUCGAGGAGGUGGGCGAGAAUGUGGUACGCGUCUCCGGAGGGCGGGGUUUGCCGCCAACGAAUUGUUUCAAGGUGUGCGCAACCCUCCCCGAUAAUUUCGUGGCCAUGCACGUCUGGCUGAUCGUCGGCCACAACGCCGCAGACAAGGCACGACGCACGUUUGAGGCGCUCCUGCGCCGCACGAGGUUCAUGCUACAGAUGGCGAAGAUGGACGACUUUGAGGAAACGUGCUUUGAGGCCCUGGGCGCGAACCAUUUUAACCCCAACCGUGGCGAGGCUGAGGCCACGGAGGUCGUGGCGAAGGUGGGCCUCAAGCACAAGGACAAGAGGGCGCUGGGCCUCUUCGCGCGCGAGUCGGUCUGCUCCGCCGUCUCCAUGGCCCAGGGCACCACCUCCUUUGGCGGGACCAACGUUACAGGCAAGGUGUCGGAGGUGCUGAGGGUGUUCUCGUGGCUGCAGCCGAAGGAGAGCUGCCGCUGCUGGGUGGAGGUGGAGGGCCUGCGCCUCCAGGUUCCCGUGCCCACCGAGGGCGGCUUCCCUGGCAGCGGCAGCGCCUCCGCCGCGGCCUCCGCGGUGCCCGCGGCGGCGCCGACGGGGCCGACCCGAAGAGCUCCGCUGCGACUGCUCUGCUGGGCACGGAGCGGGGACAAGGGCGACAAGGCAAACGUGGCGCUGAUCGCGCGGAAGCCCGAGUACUUGCCGCUCCUCAGGCACCACGUCACCGCGGAGCGCGUAAAGGACUACUUUUCCGCGCGCUGUAAGGGGGCGGUGGAGCGUUUCGACAUGCCGGGCAUCGGAGCCAUGAACUUCCUGCUGCACGAGGCGCUCGGCGGGGGAGGCAUGGCCUCGCUGCACAGCGACCCGCUCGCCAAAACCUUCGGCCAGGUGCUCCUGCUCAUGGAGGUCGACGUCCCGACCUCGUGGGACCUCGAGGACGCACCGAGGGCGAAGCUGUAACGGGCGGGCCCCCCCGCCAGCGCGCGGGGCCGAGCGCCCCGCCAGCGCGCGGGGCCGAGCGCCCCGGCGCAGCCUUCCAAUCACACGUAAGUUGUAUUCUUGGAUCCGUCAGGGCACGCUACUGGCGACGUUUGAAGGAUUCUGCGGCGGGCGCCGCUUUCCCGCAGGCACAGGCGCCGCCACCCAUGCAGCCGUGUUUUUGUUGUUGUUGUUGUUGUUGUUGUUGUUGUUGUUGUUGUUGUUGUUGUUGGUGUUGUUGUUGUUGUUGUUGCUGUUGCUGUUGCUGUUGUUGUUGUUGUUGUUGUU